This is a messenger RNA of Mesorhabditis belari, 996 nucleotides long. The record is from the annotation of a GenBank genome assembly. Lineage: Eukaryota; Metazoa; Nematoda; Chromadorea; Rhabditida; Rhabditidae.
AUGGAUAACGAAAGUGAGCCGGGUCCAAGCGGUUUGGGCACAACCGAAGCUCUAUUGAAAAGGAUCGAAAAAGCAAAAAAGGAAGAAUAUCGAAUGAGAGAAAAAAUGAUGCCAAAGAAAAGGGGAAGGCCGACAAUGAAUAGAGAAGAAAAGAAGAAAGAUGGAGAACGGCAUGGACAACAAAACAGACAACAAGUGCAUCGACCUGAGCCAUUGCUGCCGAAUCCGGCUUUCGAGAAAGUCAUCGAGCAACUGAUGCGAUUAACAUUACACGUUGAUUCGAUGAUUGACGAUCCUAAUAGUCCACCCGGAUUGCCGGUUGGACCGAUGAACAAAGCCACGAGGACACCGAUCCGACCAACCGCCGAGCGAAGCGCCACCCAGGACGACGUUGUACAAGAUUUGGAGCGACAUUACCUUUUGAUGAUUGAUUAUUUAAGGGGAAUUCCCGAAUUCACCGAGAUGACCCCAAAAGAUCAGGAACAACUCGCUCAACGUCGCUUUUUCCCAUUCUACUGGUUCAAGCUGACCCACUAUUCGUGGAUGACAAAAUGCCAGGGAAUCGCUUAUGCAAAUGGGAGUUUCUAUCCGGGAAGUCUCGAGCAUCAACCGUGUCCCGAUGUGACUCGUAUGGUUUCCCGUUUGGCCGCUUUGUUACCAUUGUACAAUUGGUUGAAAUUGGACAACACCGAGAUGACGCUUUUGGUGUUCGUCUUGCUGUUUCACGAUGGUGUUCCCGAAUUGACGGCUGAAGGGAGAACGAAAAUACGAGCGGUCGGCCAGCUUUUCCUCAAAGUUCUUCACUAUUAUAUGCGAAGGAAAUCACCACCAUUGGAAUAUGAUAAAUUGGCGAUUCGGAUGGGACGAAUCAUGCUUUUCGUUGGCGACUUGACGUGUAUGACCCAUUUGACGUUCUCGAAUAUGCAAGUACACGAGAUAAUGCAUGUGAUCAAUUGGAAGAAAGCCGUCGACGGGAGAUUGGCCUGGAUUCAUACA